This is a messenger RNA of Somion occarium, 2158 nucleotides long. The record is from the annotation of a GenBank genome assembly. Lineage: Eukaryota; Fungi; Basidiomycota; Agaricomycetes; Polyporales; Cerrenaceae.
GCAUUAAGCAAGUGUAGAGAAACUCCGACUGGGCAAAGUGGCUGGCGAGGAGAUUUGAGCGGUCAAGACCCCCUUCCUCGUCGUCCACCACAUCGUGCUCGCCCUUCGCGGCGCACUCCCCACGUCGCUCGUUUAUUUCUCCACGUUUCACUCGCUCUUGCUACAUCUUGUACAAGGGGAGUGAAACAAUGCUACGGCUGACCUCCGACAAGUUCCCUGUUUGUGAGUACAGAGAACUCAAGUCAAAGCGAAGUGCUAAUAUCUCUAUGAACUCAAGUCGUACCAUUUGGGGUUAUUGGGUAUACUCUCAGUGCUCACUAUGUGUUAGGUCGUUGCUGACGGUUUGCAGAUUCUACCGUUACCUAUGGUACCUAAUACGUAUCGCCGCUUCGCUCGCCUACCGUUCAGUUCCCCUCCCUGAAAACCCAACAUACAUUGCCGAAGAAGAUGUCACCAUUGUCGUGCCCACCAUUGAUGCCGGAGAAGAGUUCAAGGAGGCAGCACACAGCUGGCUCGUAGGAAAACCGAAGGAGAUUCUCAUCAUCACUGAGGAGAAGAUGUUGGGUCCGCUGCAGGAGCUUGCCAACGCAGUCGACCCCGACCGUAUCCGAGUACUCACCGUCCCUUAUGCCAACAAGCGGCUGCAGAUGUCACACGGUAUCAAGAACACGACGACAGACAUCAUCGUGUUCGCUGAUGACGACGCCAUCUGGCCACCCACAUUAUUGCCGUAUGUCCUCGCCUGCUUCGAGGAUCAGAAAGUGGGCGGUGUAGGUACUUCGCAACGUGUGCAACCCGUAGGAAAAUCCAUGACGGUCUGGGAGGUACUGGCGGCGUUCCGGCUCAGCAUUCGAAACAUCGAAAUCUCAGCCUCGACACACAUUGACGGCGGUCUUCCCUGUUUAUCCGGACGAACGGCCGCAUAUCGUACCGUCAUUCUCAAAGACCCCGAGUUCUUACAUGGGUUCACUCAUGACUUUUGGCUUGGCAAGUAUCAGUUGAACUCUGGCGACGACAAGUUCCUGACACGAUGGAUGGUGAGCCACGGCUGGGGCACGUACGUGCAGUGCUGCAAGGAGGCCGAAUUGCUUAGUACCAUGAAGCCCAACUGGCGCUUCUUGAAGCAAGUGCUGCGGUGGACUCGAAACACCUGGCGAUCGGACCUACGCUCUCUGUUCAUGGAGGGACACGUUUGGACGUCGCAUCCUUAUGUUGCUUACACGAUGGUGGACAAACUAAUCAAUCCGUUUACGCUUCUGGCUGGACCUGUUCUCGUGGCCCUUGUCGUAUGGAAGAGUACAAAACCGGUCGAUGACGGCGGCUAUCAUUUGCCGUGGUGGAACGUUAUUAUUAGUUACGUCGUAUGGCUCAUGGCGACACGGACGGCGAAACUGCUGCCGCAUCUAUGGGACCGGCCUCAAGAUAUCAUUCACGUCCCUGCAUUCAUUCUUUUCGGCUAUUACUUCGCCGUCAUGAAACUCUAUGCGCUGUUCACGUUACACGAAACUGGUUGGGGUACUCGUGCUGGUAUCGGUGACCCCACUGCCGCAACAGCUGCUGCAGAUAAACCGUCACCCGCAGAAGAGAAAUUUGCCCCACCGACGCCUGCACCACGAUACCCCGAGGCGGAGACCUACCAACAGCAGCCAGUCGAACUACAGACUGGAUAUGCGCGGUGACGAGGGCGAGCAUGACGAUCGGGCAGAACGAUCAUUUGGACUUCUUAAUUCUGUUUACGAACAUUUGGUUUCAGUAUAGCAUCAUCCUGGACCCUCAUCGCUGCCCGUCAAAGAUGCCGCCGAAUAUACCCGCCUUGCACAUCUACCCCUUUAUUGAAUCGACAUGCACCUGCAUAUACACACAUCAACAACACUCGCACGCACAGACGUCGAUUACUAGUGCUAACCCUCAUCGCAUGUAUUCCUGGCAUACAUCCCUUUUUUCCCUCCAUUCUGGACACUAUCUUAGAAGCGCAUUUUGUUCUUUUUUCUUCUGGCGUAUUGAACGAACUUUUUUUGUUGCGCCACCCUUCCCCGACGUCUUUGGCUGCUGGAUACAUCUUCAUCGUCAUUCCUUUAUUUCUUCGAAGGGUUGGGCACCUUUAUUCCUUUAGUUGUAUAUCGCAAUACAAUUUUUGCUCAAGGUCACAGACAACUCG